Molecule: messenger RNA, 273 nt
Organism: Armigeres subalbatus
Lineage: Eukaryota; Metazoa; Arthropoda; Insecta; Diptera; Culicidae
Product: histone H1.2, embryonic-like
Exons: 1
Coding region: 1-273 (90 amino acids)
Biological process (GO): chromosome condensation; nucleosome assembly; negative regulation of DNA recombination
Cellular component (GO): nucleosome; nucleus
Molecular function (GO): structural constituent of chromatin; double-stranded DNA binding; nucleosomal DNA binding
Source: RefSeq, a predicted model, not a curated record
AUGGUGACCACUGCCAUCGAAACGUUGAAAGGUGGACGCCACGGAUCGUCCCUGCAGGCCAUCAAGAAGUAUAUCGGGGCCAACUACAAGUGCGAUGUCGUCGUUGGCUCCAUUCUCCGGAAGGCUCUCCGGGGCGGUGUCGAGAAGGGCACCUUUGUCCAAAUCAAGGGAACGGGUGCUUCCGGAUCGUUCAAGCUGGUGAAGGCAACGGCGGCUGCGGACGCUGCUAGUCACACCAGCCGGAAAGCAAAGUCCAAGAUGACACCACCAUGA